AGUCGUAGUGUAGUGUUAGAUGCAGCGCUUACAGGCAGCUUUACUCCAUUUUUAAUCUUUUACAAGCUUGUUAGAGUAAAGAAACAUAUGACUCCUUGGAAUAAUUACUAAUUUAACUUUUUUAUUUUUGACUCAAGUGACCAUGAGUAAGGUUGCAGCUCUGCAGAAAAAGAGAAAAGAUUUUAUACCAUACUUUCUAGGGUUUGUAUUAUUUUUGUAUUGCACCGUCCAUCUUGUGUCAUUUACAGCAAAAACAGCUCAGGAAAGCCACUCUGCCAGGGUGCGUCGGGCUCUGGAGAAUGAGACAGAGUGCAUCUCACCACAGUCCUCCGAGUUUCCUGACGGCUUCUUCACGGUGCAGGAGAGGAAGGAUGGAGGCCUCGUCAUUUAUUUCAUGCUCAUUUUCUACAUGCUUCUGGCUGUCGCGAUAGUCUGCGAUGAUUACUUUCUGCCAUCAUUAGAAGUGAUCAGUGAACGUCUGGGUCUGUCUCAGGAUGUAGCAGGAGCCACAUUCAUGGCAGCUGGGAGCUCUGCACCUGAACUGGUCACAGCUUUUCUGGGUGUGUUUGUGACAAAGGGAGACAUCGGGGUCAGCACCAUCGUGGGAUCAGCAGUCUACAACCUGCUAGGAAUCUGCGCUGCGUGUGGACUCUUGGCCUCCAUGGCCGGGCGCCUCACCUGUUGGCCACUGUUCAGGGACUGCCUGGCAUAUGGCAUUAGUGUAUCUGCUGUGAUUGCCAUCAUCUCUGAUAACAAAGUGUACUGGUACGACGCUGCCUGUCUGCUGCUCGUCUAUGGCGUCUACAUCGUGGUUCUGUGCUUUGACCUUCGCAUCAGUGAGUUUGUCCUGAGGAAGCUGAGCCCCUGCUGCACCUGUCUGGGUAAAGGACCUGGUGAGAAGACUGAGAUACAGCCUCUGAUGGGCUGGAGCGAUGAAACCAGUCUGCGAGUCCACAGUCGCUCCAGAACAGACAGUGGGAUCUUCCAGGACGACUCUGGAUACUCUCACCUGUCCCUCAGUCUGCAUGGGCUCAAUGAGAUUCCUGAAGAGUAUAAAAGUGUGUUUGCAGUGCCGGAGAGCGACCUAAAGCGGAUCCUCUGGGUUUUAUCUCUGCCCAUCAUCACUCUGCUUUUCCUGACCAUCCCUGACUGCAGGAGAAGGUUCUGGAAGCACUGGUUCAUGAUUACCUUCUUCAUGUCUGCUGUCUGGAUCUCAGGUUUCACAUACAUACUGGUGUGGAUGGUCACUGUUGUCGGUGAGACCCUCGGCAUCCCUGACACAGUUAUGGGACUCACUCUGCUUGCUGCUGGAACCAGUAUACCUGACACCGUGGCCAGUGUGAUGGUGGCCAGAGAAGGGAAAGCUGACAUGGCCAUGUCCAACAUUGUGGGCUCUAAUGUUUUCGACAUGCUGUGCCUGGGCCUGCCUUGGUUCAUCAAGACUGCCUUUGUGGACACCAACAACCCCGUAGAGGUCAACAGCAGCGGACUGGUCUUCAUUUCCGCCACGCUCCUCCUUUCCAUAGUCUUCCUUUUCGUCGCUGUGCACAUAAACGGAUGGAGGCUGGACUGGAAGUUGGGACUCGUUUCUCUUUUCUGCUACAUUCUCUUCGCCACUCUGUCCAUCCUGUAUGAGCUGGGGAUUAUAGGGAAUAAUCCUAUAAGGCUGUGCAGUGACUGAGGUCUGACCCCUCCAGGACUGAAGCCAAGACACUCAAAACAACAGUCCAAAAACACAAUGUAAAUCUGCAAAUGUCACAACAAGGAAGCAAGGUCCCACUCAUAAGGAUAUCGCAUAAUGGAAGACGUGCUGGUCACAUCUCAUGACGAGGAUGAUCGCCAUUACUAAUACAGAGUGUAUUUCACUAAAGGUGGAAGUGGGCCAAAGAUCAUUCUCCUGUGUGUGCCUUUCAGAACCAGACCAGACUCAUUACACAACAAAGACCCGUUAUCAAGUUCUGAGGUGUCUUCUGUCUUACUCAAGGCCCAUAAACGGAAACUGUGCCGUUACAGGAGUGACUGCAGAGGUCAACUAAAUCCACAACUGACAAUUCAGAGUCAAGUAAUAAAGGUGUCGACUUAACUCAUUUGGCCUUGUCCUCCUUUGUAAGUGGGUGAGUUAAGACAAAAAAGAGGCCGCUUCUACGUAACCCUGAUAAGCUUUUAUGAGCAAGUCUUUAUCACUUGCCAGGAAGGUCGAAAAUAGUAAGAAACAGAAACACAAACUUUCCACUUUUUUGUGGUUGCAUAAAAAGUAAAAUUAGAAUCACUGAAGUUUUUAUUAGCUGUGUUUACAACUAACUGCAAAGCCCACAUGGACUUCAGACACUGAUCUAUAGUUAGAUUUGUAACAAUGUCAAUAUAAUCAAGAGUGACUAUCCCUUUCUACUGAAACAAAAACUACCACUAAUCUUGGAGAUGUGGGGAUUUAAAUAGCUUCCUGUGAUUAGUGUUGCAGUCAAUGCCUGAUAAAAUCCAUGUCCAUUCUACUCUGACUUUAUUCCAAUUGCUGCCUUUGUGAUUAAUGUGGAACUGCCCC
Molecule: messenger RNA, 2539 nt
Organism: Epinephelus fuscoguttatus (brown-marbled grouper)
Lineage: Eukaryota; Metazoa; Chordata; Actinopteri; Perciformes; Serranidae
Gene: slc24a5
Product: solute carrier family 24 member 5
Exons: 9
Coding region: 143-1681 (512 amino acids)
Biological process (GO): calcium ion transmembrane transport; intracellular calcium ion homeostasis; melanocyte differentiation
Cellular component (GO): membrane
Molecular function (GO): calcium channel activity; calcium, potassium:sodium antiporter activity
Source: RefSeq, a predicted model, not a curated record